GCCUCAUCCGUGCCUCGCGACAUUUUGACGGUAGCAUUGUUACUGCCUGUUCGCAGUCGUCGUCCUUUUGUCCGCAGCAGUUUUGAACCGCCUUCUGCCAACAGGAACGAUGUUGACUUUUCUAUUCGUCUGAUUUCUGUUUUCAUGUUAAACGUUUGCUAGGUCGUGUUUUUGUCCCUUUAGCCGCGUUGCUAGCUUGAUUAGUACUCGCGAAAAUGAAUUCCAACACGCACGUCAUCCAGGUGACAAACGUCUCCCCGAGCACCACGUCCGAACAAAUGAGGACGCUGUUCGGAUUCCUCGGGAACAUAGAGGAGCUUAAGCUGUUUCCACCAGAGUGAGUAUUGUGAAAUUUCAACUUUUAAGGACGUUUUCUUACCUUGCUCAAGCCGGGGUCCUCUCGAGGCCUUGUGGUGUAGGCCUCAUUGACGGGCACGCUCGUGCUAAUGCUAACGUCCGUUGGCGCCGAGUGAACGUAGGAGCAGUCAGACCCCUCGGCAUGACCACAGAAAAGAGAUGUUGAAUGUAAUUUACUCGUAUUUGGUGUGUUUUAAAUGAAUGAAGAUUCACAUUAAACACUCUAGGAUACACUCUUAAUCAAUGGGCUCAUUGGCUGUGACGGGGAAGGGUAUACAACUACAUUUAACCGGUGUAUAUUUAGCCAACAUCUGGACAUGACUAUCAAAGAGAGUCUUUAGACAUCUUAAAAUCCAUUUUCAGAUUUCUAAAACUUUGACCUUAACCAAAAGUGGGGAAAAAAACUUUCUUGUAUUUUUAAGAAUAGAAAAAGUCUUCACAAACCUGAAACUGUGUUGAGUAAGAAGCCCUAGUGCAGUGGUUCUCAACUGGUCUGACCCCCGGACCCACAAUUUCCCAUGGUCCUUAAGUCGCGAUCCACUUUUAUAAAAUUCAAACCAAGCAAAUUUAAUUUUUAUAUAAAAAAAUCUUUAAAGACUCUAAUCUUUCACAAAAAUCCACUUGUUUUAUUGAGUAACGUGCAUUUCAAAGCACACGAAGGGGACAACAUGAGGACGACAACUACUGAAGUUGCGUGUGCAAAAAAUAUCAAAUAUCUAAUAAAUAUCGCAUCAAAUGUUAACUUUUUUGUCCGACUGUUCGUGACCCAUCCAGAACGUGUACCCACUUUUGGGUCGGGACCCACCAGUUGAAAACCGCUGCCCUAGUGGAAUAAUUUAGGACACAUGUUAGGAGUGUGAAAAAGCAGUGAAAUAGCCCUUUUCAUUCUCUAGUCUCAUGAUACCCUCGUCCAGGUUGGAGAAGUCGAAGUUUAGUGUGUUUGGAUCAGGAUCUGGUUUAUCUUGAGUUUUAUCUCGAUACCUGGAUGGGAAACUGUGAAUUAGAUGCUCAUGUUGUCUUACAUUAAUCCUAGGGCAGGGACGAGUUCUACGAUUUUUCUGAUGCCAAUUCGAUUUAAAAUUGCGAUUCUACGAUAUUGUCAAUUUCCUCAAUAUUCCACCACCAGUAAAACAGUUGGAUGACUAUUCUAUAAACGAUAUUUCCCAAAGUCAGUCAAAGUAAGUCAGUUUUUAAGAUAAAUUCUUAAAUUUGAAAAAAAAAAAACAUCGAUUUUUGAACAUAAAAUUGAUUCAAAUAUUGUAAAACAAAAAAUCGUGAUACUAAUGUGAUCGAUUUUUUUCUCCCACCCCUAAUAAAUCCUCACAUCUAAGUACGGGAUUAUAUUUUAGAAGAACAUCAAUUCUAAUUUAAAAUGAACAGAGCAAGUGGUAGUCUCCCUUUCUUUCACAUCAUUAAUUUAAUUCUUAAAGAAAAAACAAAGUGUACAAUCUUGACAUCACGAUCACAGCACGAUCUUAAAGUUCUGGAUUCUGUUGACACCUUUUUUUUCAAACUGAGUUCCUGGCUGUGAACUCUUAGCUGUCCUACAUCAAUCACAUCUAUGAUAUAAUCCAUUACUAUAUAAGUGUUGAGCACAGUCAGAAAUAAUUGUUCUCUGCUUUGUAUUUUUCUCUACUGAAUUACACCUGGCUUCUGGGCAGGUAGGAAAUGUCAAGGACUCUAACAACUUAGUUACUAUUAAAUAUCAUAACUUCACCAACAGGCAACAUGACUAUGAAAGUACUUUUCACAGUGUAAUAAAACUGAUCUUUAAUUUUCAGUAUACUGUCAGUUUGAGUCUGUUGGAGACUUUAGACCAAACAAGAGUUCGAGAUCAUAGUCUGAACUAGAUUGUAGAAUUGCAACGGAUCACAAAUGUCAUGGAUCAGUUUUGUUUACAAACUAAGAGUCAUGGUUCGCUCUAGUUUACACAUAGAGGAAAUAAAAAAGAGAGUCAUACAGCCUUUCUUUCCUUUGCCAUGAUUCUAACUGUGCACGUGAAGGCACAAAGAAUCAUGUGUCUCCACGCAUUUUAAUAGUGGAGCUCUCCACCAGUGUUACUCUACAAGAACCAUCCACAGCCUCAUUCAACAAAGAAUUAUCUCAAUUACUAUUUCAAUAUUGCAUUUGAAUUAAAAGAUUAAGAAACUUGCAAAUGAAAAAAUCAAUUCAGGGGUCGACUUGUAGUCUAGUCAUCACCUGUAUGCAUGUGAAUUUGUGUCUGUGCAGGUCACAUGAAUUGGUCAUGGUCUGGUAUAGCUGGGGCUCAGAGAACGUAAUGCUCAUGUUGCUUGCACUAAGAGAUUUUACGAUGCAUAGUUUUUGUUCCUGCUCUCACUGUGACUGCAGUGUUUGCAGAAGUGAAGCUGCACUUUUUUUGUAAUGAGCAGCCUGGAGGAAGAGAGGACCAGCCCAGUGUACCAUGUAUUACAGUUUUAGUAGGCUGAACAGAGAACUGCCCCUUUCACUUCUUCCUCUAGUCAUUUGUUACUUUCACUUUUGAUUCUGCUACUUUGUGAUCCCCCCCAAAGAGAUAAUCCAGAUUAAAUUAUCACUCUGCUGGUGAAUGAAGCAAACACUCCCUUUGGCGAUAAACAAGCAGCCCCUGUGACAGGCGUUACAAUGCCGCUUGUAGUGUUUUCCUGGAUGAUUCUUCUAGUGUUUAAUUGUUCAGCUAAUUCAACACUGAAGCCCGCCUCCCCUCAUUUACACCCCUGGAGUGCCGUGGCAGAGCUAUAACACAGAUGAGCAACUUUCUAAUGUUCAUAUUAGUUUGAAUCUGAGGCAAAUAGCUUACAGAAAGCUACCUGUAUAUGUUAAUGCUCAGUUUUUCAUAGAUCCACAUAUCACACGCAAUCUGAACCACAGGGGGGUAGUCCAAACAAAUCACAGACCAACUCUGAUCCGUUGCACCACUUCUAGAUCUUCUAUCCCAAAAUCCUCUACUAACUCAGUUCUUCCUGGUGACAGAAAACUCUCUUUCAAAUCAUUUUGAAGAAGGCAUGUUGGGUCUCCUUGUUUGUUUUGUAUUCUUUGCACAACAUAUCUGUAUUUUUUUCCAGUGACUCUCCCUUGCCUGUGACUUCACGUGUCUGUUUUGUAAAGUUCCUUGAGUCUGAGUCGGUGGGAGUUUCCCAACACCUGACGAACACCGUCUUCGUGGACAGAGCCUUGAUCGUGGUCCCUUUUGCUGAAGGUGGGUGUCUUUUUUUUACUCUUGUCCACUCACAUGGCUAACUCUAAACAUACAUUACUUUGUCUAGAUUACUUUAAAAUUAAAAUGCAAACACUAUAUGAGCCACUGUGAGUGUUUUUCUGACCAAGCAAAAUUGGCUAAGCUUUUCAGUGCUUGGCAGUUCUAGGUAUGUAAAAAGGGAAAAUGUACAUUUGUGUCCAUGUCUUACAAUCUAGCUGUAAACCUCUCUCUCUGUUAUUUGUGUUGUGGUUUUCAUAGUGGACAAGUCAUUUGCAGAGAGCCCCUUCCUUGCUGGCUGAAAGUGGUCCUCUGCUGCCAUCAGGAGAUUAGAAAAAAAUAUGGCACCAGGCUUGCAAGCCCCCCUUCUCUUGUUCUGCAGUAAAAUAUUAACUCUCUCCUUUUUUUCUCUCUGUUCAAGGCAUUAUUUUAGAAACAAUAGCCACACAACUCUUAAGACAAAUGAGGGCAUUUAAGGGAGAGGGUGCAAGGCAAUCUCAAGUCCUCUCAUGUUUGAAGGAUUUUCAUAAUUUGUCAAAUGAAAUUGUUGAUUAGUAGCUACGCACCAAACUAGGGAUGCCCCUGAGCAGAUCUGCUCAAAAUGCAUCAAAGUCGAGUACGGUUUUAAUUCGCCGUUAUCUGCUUAAAUUGAGCCUCUUCUGAUCCUUUGUUUAUACUUUUGGACUCUGGGUUUGUCAGAUUCGGAGUGACCCUUUCUGCAUGAGACGUUUCAUGUGAUUGAGUUUGGGUUCAGACUUUCCACACUAACAGCAUGCAGUAAAGAGAGAAAACACCAAAUAUCUCUUAACAAGUUACGAACUUGUUCUGUUUAUCUUCAUGGUUGAUUUUUCUACACAACAGAACCACAGUGACACGCCUGGACUGAAAUAUUUUGUGCGUUUGUGUGGGACACCAGUAGAAAUCGACUCCAGAUGUAGGUUGACCCACCCUAACAGAUGCUGCAGAUCACAGUGACCCACACUUAGGGCCCUAUAAAAUCUGUUUUAUUUUUUCUCAAAUUCCGUUUUAAUUUUCCCAUUUUAGUUAUUUUAGUUUUUUUUGGGGUUAUAAUCUUUUGAGAAUUCGUUUUUUUUUAGGUUUUUAUGCAAAUUUAACCCUUAACCACUAUAUAAAGUAAUGAAAUACAGACAGUUCAUUUAGUGGUAGCUGAAAACUUGAAUGCUUGCUGGCAUUUUAUUUCCUUUCAACAAUAUUUUUAACAAAAGUGCAUGAAAAAUUGCUUAGCUGCAGCAUGGUGUUUCUCCUUUUUCCUCAAGUGUUUGUCACUCUUCAUGUGGUCCUCACAGGUGUCUUUACGGGUCCAGUAAACAGUAUGUUGACAGUAUUUGCAGAACAUUUGAUCGCCUGACACAUAAUAACUGCUCUGCCACGUAGUUUGUAGUUUAAAUGCCGCAAUAUCGCAGGACAGGAAAACGUCGCUGAUGUAAACAGGAUACGGGUUCGAAAAAAAAUAUCGAUGUUUCGUAAGUUCUUAGACAACUUAGCUGGGGUCUCAGGCGCAGCAUAAGUGACCCCCCGGAGCAUUUUCCGGAGGGAUAUGUUCCUUUUUAAUCCUUUUUUCUUUUAUUUACGUAAAAUUUCAUCAUUUUCCGUGAUAUUCCGCAUUUAUAUUGAAUUCCGUUUUUAAUGUUCAGUUCCGUGAUCCGGGAUUUUUUAGGACCCUACACCCUAGGUAUUAGACAAAGUACAGUCUUGAAAGUCCACAAGAACCUCAGGGUGGGUUUCAUUAGCUGAAUACAUGGAAACACUUGCAUGGAUGUUCUGUGACUGUAAUGAGUUUGUCUUUUUUCUAUAAGCAGAGCGGUUCACUAAACCUACCAAAAGUGUCUAACUGAUUAUUAAACUACAUGUUGGUGUGAGGUUUCCCUUGUGUAAGUCCAAAAUAUAAAUACAGGAUCAGGGUUCAGAUGAGUAGAAACCUGUUCGGGACAUCCCUACACCAAGCACAGAGCAUGCAGGAUAGAUGAACUAAUCAGCUGUGCAUGCUAGAGUAGAUGUGAAGGUGUGUGCCAUCAUCUACACUUUCACUGAGCAGAUGUGGUGGAAGCUAAUUAGCAAAUAAUUUGGUCAUUAAUCACCGUAAACACAAUGCCUUUGGCGUCGACCUGCUUCAUGUGCCAAAGCCUUGUAUUCUUUACACAGUGCAUUUGUAUUUCCAAAUUGUCACUAACACUCAAGAGAUACAGUAGUUGAAGCUUCUGCUUGCUGUUGCAGUAAAAUGUUUUUUAUUGACCCUCUCCACACAUGACUCUGAAAGAGUUGAGUGACUCUCACGUUUAACAGUGGUGUUUCUUUUGUUGUUGUGUUUUACAGUUCUUUUUCCUGGUUCAGCCAGCCCUAUAUACCAGGCCCUGCUGAAAAUGCCACCAACAGUUUUGUCUUCUGCAGCCUUAUCCUGUUUCUCAAGUGUCCUUUCUGUUGUGUGUGUGUGUGUGUGCGCGCAUGUGUGUAUGUCUCUCUCUCCCCCUCUCUCUCUCCCUCUCUCUCUCUCUCUCUCUCUCUCUCUCUCCCCUUUGUAAACUGUAAAAUGUCAGAUUACAAAAUUAGCCUGUUUUCAGAUUGCACAACCAUGGAUGAUCAUCUCCAUAAGAUUUUCCCUUUGAUUGUACUGUUUGGUUUUUCUUCAGCUUUGGGCACAUUUUUCAUGACGUUAUCACAGAUUUUGCUUGCUAUAGUCAUGAACUAUGCACUGUUUAGUUCAGUUAUCUUUGGCAUUGUGUAGUGAUAAACUAUUGGCUAAAAUCCAGCAGAGCAGUAGUUCUUAGAAGUACAUUUUCUGGUUGCAAAGUAAGUAUUUUUUUUUUUUGUGGUGGGAUUGUGUAAAGUAACCACCAACAAAAGCUCAGAAAAGGUAAUAUGACCAGACCUUUUCUGUUUUUUGUUUUUUUUCUUUAAUUUUUUUUGUGUUGGUAAUGGUAAGUGAUGUUGAAAUGUACCCUUGUGUCUACACCCAAAUCAUGAACUUGUUUUCUGUAUCUCAAUGUUUUUGUGUGCUUUAUAGCGAAGCAGCCGGCGCGAGUCGCUUGUUCAUAAAACAUCUAAUGAAAGUUGAGAGCACAUCCCACGGGACAACUGGCUGUGCUUGCUUACGUUUGGUUCAUGACUUAAAAAACAAGUACAGGUGAUAAAAUCUUGGCAGUGUUGAACACAGUGUGUAUUGUGACUUUUAAACUCAUAGAUGCUAAUCCUACAAUCAAUCAUACUUUCACAAAAAAAAAAAAAAAAAAUGUGAGGGAUCAAGAUUUACAGACAAGACAAACAGUGGAUUCUGAUUAUUUUUUUUCACUGCAGAGUAGUUAGACUGAGGUGGCUUGUCUGCAAGUCUUGUCUGAGUGUUAAGUCGAUGUUCACUCGGAGCACAUACUGAAAUGUUGCUGUCUCUCUCCAGGAGUCAUUCCUGAUGAAUCUAAAGCUAUGUCGCUGCUGGCUCCAGCCAAUGCCGUGGCAGGAAUGAUGCCUGGUGGGGGGCUUCUUCCAACACCCAAUCCUCUGGCAACAGUAAGUCUUGUACUUAAUUCUUCUCUAGGGUACAGUGGGAGUAAUUGGCAAUAUCUAGCAGUCAGAGUCCAGAUUGAAAUGCUUCUUUGAUCACCCAUCUUGUGAGUGAAGUGACAGUGGCCUUUAAGGGCCAUUCAUAUCUGGACCGUUUUUGUUGUGCGAUUAUUUCGGAUGUCAAUUUUUUCCCGAACCCGUAUCCUGUCCUGUCGUAUCCUGUCUAUGCAAGCAUUCACAUCAGCAACGUUUUUUUCGGAUCACGGCCGAUUUUUCCAAAGUUUUCGCAUACUGUGUGUCCACUACCAAUUCGCCAUCACUUGAAGUUGAAGUAGACUAUUUUUUUUCUCUCGCUUCCACCCGGGAUGCUGUAGGAUGGUAAGGGAAGGUCCCGCCCUCCUCCUCUGAUUGGCUAUAAGUGCUGACAGUUUGGCUUGAGCGUGUGAUGAUGUUUCCAGCUUUUCUAGCCAAUCAGAGGUGAAGGAGGCGGGACUUUCCCCGGGAAAAGUCUUCCCCCUGGAUCCCCCCCCCCCCAAAAGUCACAAAGUUACAUCAGGCUUGAUGUGUAUAGUCAGGCGUGUCAAAAUUCACCUCCGACUAUUUUGUAAUUUUGCGUUCUAUAUUCGCGUCGGCCCCGGUGUGUAAGGACCUUAAGUUUUGAUACUUAAAAUCUUCAAGGGAUAGUAAACACAGAUUUUGUUGGAACUUAUACCUAAAUACCUCUUGACACUAAUCAGAUUCUUGGUGGCUUAGUAUUCUUAGUGGUUAGUAUUUCAAAACUAUUCCUACUGACUUUCCUUUGCUUUUCCUUUGUGGCUUUAGAUGGGUGGGACACCGUUUGGAGGUCUUGGGGCUCCCAACAUGGAGCAAAUGGCUGCCAUGGGAAUGCCAGGACCAAACAUGAACCCCCAGGUGAGCAAGAGAGUCGUCAUUGUUAAUAGUGUCAUAGUGUUAAAAUCAAAUGCACUAACAACAGAAAAAUCUUCCCUGUAUUCAAGGCUCUAUCUACGGACUUUCUGAAGCUCAUGCAGUCAAUGGACCCCAAGUAAGAAAGUUUUCAUUUAGGUCAUGGAUCCUACUGAGCUCAAAAAGAGAAAAGUCUUUUUUAGAGAGGUCUAAAUAAUUCGUGGCAUUUGCAGGUUGAAUCCAUUAGCGGCUGGACUGAACCUGAAUCCAGGGCUGAAGACGGAUGCUUCUAAUAAGGAGAUUGAAGAGGCCAUGAAGAGAGUCCGAGAGGCCCAGUCUCUCAUUUCUGCAGCCAUUGAACCAGGAAGUGAGUAAUCCGUGUGGAGCAAGAAGUCUCAAGAUUGCAGUUGUAUUGCUAUGAAUGCUGUUCCUCAUUAUGUUAGCCCGAAGCAGGCUCUAAGUGCUUUAUAUCUAACUGUACACAUUGUUCUUGCAGAUAAGAAGGAUGACAAACGCAAGCAUUCCCGCUCGCGUUCACGGUCGCGGCGCAGACGCUCUAGAUCUCGCUCAAGACACAGGUAGAGACACAUACAUGACGGUUUGUUUGUUGACCAGCAAAUGUGAUCAAGAAAUGUCUUGUUAGAUUGUCAUGUUAGCUGUGUUUUUAAAUGUGCUAUUCCUCAUUGCUCUCAGACGAUCAAGGAGCAGGUCUCGUCGAAGGUCCCAUUCAAGGAGUAGGAGGAGGUCCAAGAGUCCUCGAAGGAGGAGGUCCCACUCCCGGGAUAGAGGCCGUCGCAGUAGAUCAAGGUCAUUGUCUCCAUCAUUUUCUUGAGGGUCAAAAUAGAUGUGAUCUCUUGGUUUGCUUUGGCAUGUUGUUCAUGCUGAGAUUUGAAGUUAGUCCUUGCUGAGUAAAUCAAAGUUUUCUCUGUUUCCUGAUCAGUGCUGACGCUUGCUUUUCUCAUUUAUUUUUGCUGUGUCUCAAUCAGGGACAGGAGGAAGGAGGAAAAGUCUAAGAAGAGGUCCAAGACGCCUCCUAAGAGCUACAGCAGUGCCAGGAGGUCUCGAAGUAUCAGUCGGUGAGUGGGUGUGAGCGCAGUGUGUGAUUCCAUAGUGAGGCUGUCAGAAAGGCAAACAUACCUGUCACCUCAGGGCAACUCACUUCAUUCAAUGAAUGUGAUUCUCCGUGUUAAAAGCAAAUGGUAGUAAAUCACUGCAGUAACACGGAUGAAAAAACUUCCAUUAUUAUAACUGAUUAUUAAACUACUCUGUGUUGUAGGAGGCACAGGCGAAGCCGCACUGCGUCCCGGUCCCCCAAGAGGAGGUUGUCUAGGUCUCCUUCACCCAGACGGUGAGUGGUCACAGUCACUCUGUAUGCAAUUGACCAUAUUUCCAAAGCAGCCAUGUUCUUGUGAAGUCACACUCAUCUAAAUGUUGAUAAUCUGGCAAUUUAUUGUCAAUCCAAUUCUCAAUCUAGCUCGAAAUACGGCAAAUAGGGAAAAUCCUUUGGCUUUGUAAUUGCUUAUCCGAUUGUCAGUGUAUAUGUGACUUAAGGCCUGAGACACGGCAGUAAAACAUAGUUUUUGAGCUUUCCACUCUGAGUACAAUGACACAUUGAGAUGGCUGUAUUGGGUACAUGGCCUAACCAUUUUGAAGUUUAACAAUUUAACAAAACGUUUGUCAUAUUUCCAGGCACAAGAAAGAGAAAAAGAAGGACAAGGAUCGUGAAAAGGACCGUGAUAGAGACAGGAGGGAGGACAGGGACCGGAGCAGAGAUGAAAGAGAACGCUCCACCAGUAAGAAGAAGAGGAGCAAAGACAAGGAACGAGAUCGGGACCGCAAAUCAGAUAGUGAGAAAGGAGACGUCAAGGUGUGUUAUGAACGCACGGACAAAGAAAACUUCCUCACAGUAAGCCAAUAUGAGAAUUUUACCAGCCUAACCUUUUGACACCUCUUUUUUCACCCCUGCUGUCUUUACAGGUGACUCGGGAUUAUGAUGAGGAGGAGCAAGGCUAUGACAGUGAAAAAGAAGUAGAGGAAGACGACGAUGAGAGGAAGAGCGACUCUGACUCUGUCUCGUCCCCAAAAGGCCCGGAGGAAAUGGAGCGAUCUGAGGUCCAAAUCCCCAAAAAGUCGAAGUUGAAUGGAGACGAUCACCACCAGGAAGACAUGGAAAUGAGCGACUAAGAGCCUGACCGUGUUCUCUCCCCACUGUACCCUUUUGUAUUUUUAAUAUAGGCCACAACAUGUCUGUGCCUGAUCACUCAAAGUUAACAAGAUUUGUUGUCUUAACUGUAGAAGCGUUGGGGACGGGUAAAGGAGAAGUCCCUUUUUUUGUAAAAUAGAAUACUGUCUGAAAUAUGAAUGACAUGAUUUUAAAUGCCAUUGCUGUACUUUUAUAAGAUUGUUUUUGUUUUUUGUUUUUCUUUUUGUUGCCUUUGUGUUCAAAUUCACUCACCUGACAGUAGGAUACUCGAUUUUUCAGUAAAAUGUUGUAAAUAUUUUACUUGUCAGGAUAUUCGUCUCCUCCUCCAGACUGUUAGUCACUCACCACUUAGCACUGACUUAGUGUACUUCAUGGUUUGGCUGUUUUCCUUUCUUUUUCGUUUUAAUUGUAAGGCACCCGGUUAUGUUUGAGCAGACCCUCCUAUUUACAUCCCUAUGUGAGUGUACAAUGUAGAUUGAAAUGUGUUGUUGCGAUGAUACUUUGUCUGCAUUUGGUUUUCCAAAGGAAACUAAUAAAAUUUUGUCGAAAUGCAUCUUAUUCAGUCAUUGGGAGAAAACUACUUCAACACAAACAUUCAGCAGUAUUGAGAG
Molecule: messenger RNA, 10783 nt
Organism: Xyrichtys novacula (pearly razorfish)
Lineage: Eukaryota; Metazoa; Chordata; Actinopteri; Labriformes; Labridae
Source: the annotation of a GenBank genome assembly